AUGGGCUGCGGCGCAAGCACCGCCGUGCAUCCAACACGGCCAUGCACCCGGGGACCUCAGAGUAUCCGCAUGAGCAGCAAGAAGCGGGUGGAGGCAGUGCUUGACCUCGAUGCGAUGACUGUCCUUCCCAACAGCCCGACACAGAGUCCCGAGGAGAAGCUGGACCUGGAGGAGGCAGACGAGCAAAUGUCUAUUGAGGGGGUGGAGGACGGAGCUCGACUUUGGUCAUCGAUGAACAUUGAGGAUGUCGAGGCCAACCGAAACCAGCCCUUUCCAACGCCGCCAGAUCGACGGAUGCAUGAUCGGCACCUCCGGCGGAUCGAGGAUCUAGGUCGACAAAUGGCAGAAACUCCUCAUGCAUUUUCACUCGUUGUCUUGAACCGACGAUGCCGGUUGAUCGACCAAGUCAAGACUGGAUAA
Molecule: messenger RNA, 420 nt
Organism: Symbiodinium sp. CCMP2592
Lineage: Eukaryota; Dinophyceae; Suessiales; Symbiodiniaceae
Source: the annotation of a GenBank genome assembly